Miscanthus lutarioriparius is the source of this 1092-nucleotide messenger RNA. The record is from the annotation of a GenBank genome assembly. Lineage: Eukaryota; Viridiplantae; Streptophyta; Magnoliopsida; Poales; Poaceae.
AUGGAGCGGCGCGGCCAUUGCCACGGCGGCAAGCACCCGCACCGCUGCCGCUCCCCGCCGCCGCGCCGGGCGCGCGGGGAUCGCACCCGGCAGCCGUCCAGCGGCUCCUUCUCGGCGUCGCUCCUGGACGCCAUCUACCGCUCCCUCGACGACGGCGGUGGCGCGGACGCCGUCGUCGUUGACGCCGCGCGUGGGAGUGGCGCAGAGGAGAAUAAAGCGGCCGCGACCGCGACCGCGACGACGGCGCAGUUCUGGUGGGCGAAUAAUAAGGAGGCGGCCAAGCCCAGCCCCAGGCAGUCUUCGUCGAGCGCGGACAGGGACAGGGACAGCAGGCGCCGGCGGGGGGAGACGGGCGUCGCGCGCCCGCGCCACUCGGGGUACGCGUCGUCGACCGUGUCGUCGUCCGACUCGUCGGCGGCUAGCUACAGCAGCUUCUCCUGCUCGUCGGCGUCGAUCACGGAUACCGAGUCGUCCACGUGCCGCCGCCGCCACAGCCCGCCCCUACCGCCGCGGGUGUCGUUGUCAGAGGAAUCCGUCGCCACGGACGCCGAGGAGGCAACCCCGCCGCCGCCACACAAGAGCAAACCGAAGAAGAAGGCCAGGCCGUGUUUCCCUGUUGCAAGAAUCCGACCAAAGGCCUCAGUGCCAUCAGCAUCGUCGUCCGGGCCGCAGCCGCAGCCGCCGUCGCCGGCGACGUUUGCGUGCGCCCUCAAGGCUCUGUUCUCCUCGGCGCGCCUCCAAAGGAAGCCCAAGACUCCGGCAGCAACCCCUCCGCCCAAAAUCUCGCAGCCGCAGCCUCCGCGCAUGUCGGCGACGAGCGCUGCGAAAGCGGCUGACGCGCCGGCGGAACCGUCGGAGCCGAGGACGGUGAGGCUCCGCCCGGAAGCCGAGGCGUCGGUGGUGGUGCGGCGAAGGGUGGAGGAGCUGGUGCGGAGCCUCGAGGAGCUGGAGGAGGACGAGGAGGGGAGCGACGCCAGCUCCGACCUCUUCGAGCUGGAGAGCCUUCGUGGCGCCGGCGCGGACGAGCUGCCCGUGUACGGCACGACCAGCCUCGUCGCCAACCGCGCUAUCGCCCAGGGGCCAGCUCGUUAA